Molecule: messenger RNA, 768 nt
Organism: Homarus americanus (American lobster)
Lineage: Eukaryota; Metazoa; Arthropoda; Malacostraca; Decapoda; Nephropidae
Exons: 4
Coding region: 1-768 (255 amino acids)
Source: RefSeq, a predicted model, not a curated record
AUGAAGUACAAGGCAAUGUAUUACACAAGAUUAUAUGCCAAUACUUCAGUUGACCAGAGCUACCAACAGCCUCCACACGUCCCCCCAGACCAGAGCUACCAACAGCCUCCACACGUCCCCCCAGACCAGAGCUACCAACAGCCUCCACACGUCCCCCCAGACCAGAGCCCAACAGACCCAGAGACAGCCUCCACACGUCCCCCCAGACCAGAGCUACCAACAGCUACCAACAGUCUCCACACGUCCCCCCAGACCAGAGCUACCAACAGUCUCCACACGUCCCCCCAGACCAGAGCUACCAACAGUCUCCACACGUCCCCCCAGACCAGAGCUACCAACAGUCUCCACACAAGCCGUUAUUUCAGAGUCUCCUCUGAUAUAUUGGGCCUAUGGGGUGACUAUACGUCCUCUGAGGCCAUCAGACCAAGGGGUGGAGCCAUGGACCACCUCACACGGGCCAUGGACCACCUCACACGGGCCAUGGACCACCUCACACGGGCCAUGGACCACCUCACACGGGCCAUGGACCACCUCACACGGGCCAUGGCCCACCUCACACGGGCCAUGGACCACCUCACACGGGCCAUGGACCACCUCACACGGGCCAUGGACCACCUCACACGGGCCAUGGACCACCUCACACGGGCCAUGGACCACCUCACACGGGCCAUGGCCCACCUCACACGGGCCAUGGCCCACCUCACACGGGCCAUGGACCACCUCACACGGGCCUCUGUGGAGCUCUUGGGUAAUAAAGGUCAUCGCUAA